This is a messenger RNA of Macrosiphum euphorbiae (potato aphid), 402 nucleotides long. NCBI's taxonomy places the organism in Eukaryota, Metazoa, Arthropoda, Insecta, Hemiptera, Aphididae. The record is from the annotation of a GenBank genome assembly.
AUGCGAUCAGCUGUUGGGGUUGCUCCGUCAUAUGUUUUCGGCCAACGAAGAGGCAACAGCUGUCCGCCGCCCGGCGAAAGUAGCGGCGGCGGCGGCGGCGGCGCGGCGUCCCGGCAGGUCGUUGUUGUCAGGCCACCGCCGCCGGCGAUCAGCAGUGUUUUGCCGACAACGUUCCAGCACGGUCUUCCGUCAUGUCCAGCAGCAGUCGCCGUCGCGAAGUCGUACGGUUAUCGGACGUUUUUCAGAAAAAUUUGCCGGCAUGUGGCACAGUCAAGACGCCUGGUGGCCCCUGCCGACAAGGCACGGGUCGCUGAUCACUGCUGCAGGUCAGUUUUCGCCAAAACAUUCGGUUCGUGUUCGAAUAACAAACAACAAAAAAAAAAAAAAAGCGCUGCAGGAUAA